This is a messenger RNA of Empidonax traillii (willow flycatcher), 1496 nucleotides long. Its product is annotated as corticosteroid 11-beta-dehydrogenase isozyme 1-like. Lineage: Eukaryota; Metazoa; Chordata; Aves; Passeriformes; Tyrannidae. The record is from RefSeq and is a predicted model, not a curated record. Gene Ontology annotation, biological process: steroid catabolic process. Bases 160 to 1041 code for a protein of 293 amino acids. The transcript has 6 exons. Gene Ontology annotation, molecular function: 11-beta-hydroxysteroid dehydrogenase (NADP+) activity; steroid binding. Gene Ontology annotation, cellular component: endoplasmic reticulum membrane; intracellular membrane-bounded organelle.
CACAGGCAGAGCAACGAAAAGGUCCAACAGAUACCAGCAAACUUACGCAAGACCAGAACCAGCUCAAACCUUCCCAGCCCCAUCUGCAACCUGCAGACACCUCCCGUGGCCAGAGCUGUGGGGUUUGUCUCACUCCUGCCUUUAUUUUUUUGCAGGGGGAUGGGUUUGCUCCUGAAGAUUUUCAUCCCCUUGCUGGGAGCAGCACUGGCCUUUUAUUUUUAUUCAGCGCCUCCGGGUUUCAAUGAAGAGAUGCUCCGGGGGAAGAGGGUGAUCGUGACGGGAGCCAGCAGCGGCAUCGGGGAGCAGAUGGCCUAUCACCUGGCACGCAUGGAGACACACCUCCUGCUCACGGCGCGGACUGAGGCCAAGCUGCAGAAAGUGGUGGAGCGAUGCCUGGAGCUGGGAGCUGCCUCCGCCCGCUACAUCAGCGGCUCCAUGGAGGACCCCUCGUUCCCCGAGGUGGUGGUGAGGGAGGCUGAGAACACCUGGGGCGGCCUGGACAUGCUGAUCCUGAACCACAUCGGUCAGUCCGGCUUCAACUACUUCGAUGGGAACGUCGGGCAAGUACGAAGGCUCAUGGAGACCAACUUCCUGAGCUACGUGGCCAUGACCACCUCAGCCCUGUCCAUGCUGAAGGAGAGCGAGGGCAGCAUCGUGGUGGUCUCAUCCGUGGCAGGUAAAAUUGGCUCCCCAUUUGCUGCUUCCUAUUCCGCAACCAAGUUCGCCUUGGAGGGCUUUUUCAGCUCCUUGCGACACGAAUUCAUCAUGGACAAGGUCAACGUUUCCAUCACGCUCUGCAUCCUGGGCUACAUCAACACAGAGAGCGCUGUGCGAGCAGUCUCGCACGUUAUCCGGGACAAACCGGCACCAAAGGAGGAGUGUGCCCUGGAGAUCGUCAAGGCUGGAGCCCUGAGGCAGCGGGAGCUGCACUACCCACCCUGGGUGGUGAGCACCGCCCUCCUCCUGCGAGACAUCGCCCCCGAAUUCCUCGACUCCACCAUCAGGAACAACUACCACGUGGAAAACCUCAAAAGAACAUAGUCACCAGGGGACAGCAAGGGUGCCAGGGCACCUUGGGCCGGGCAGCAGGGGUUUGGGGGUGUUAAUCCAGCUGCUUGGCUGCCCUUUUCCACACCUCCUGGGCAGCCCGUGCUGACUCACCCCGGCAACUCAAGACAGGACGCUCCAGAAGUCUGUAAGGCAGCAGGAAAAUGCCCUUUUUUAGUAAUGAACUCUUGCAAUGGGCUUUUUCCAACCAAGAGGCACUUCAGGGAAGUCCUGCAGCAGGAUCUGCUGCCAGUGUCCUGCUCAACCUCCAGAAACUGUUCCUCCAUGGAAAGCCACCAAGGCAGAGGCAGCAAGUGCCACAGGACGUGAGCCAGAAUGGUGAUUUGGGCCAAGCAGCACAAACCACCCAAAGCCACAAGAACCAGGAAAUUUGUUUGUAUCCCUUCUAGGUUGGUCUUUGUAAAAAUAAAUCCUACAUUACUAUGAGA